Lycium barbarum (goji berry) is the source of this 1387-nucleotide messenger RNA. Its product is annotated as scarecrow-like protein 3. The record is from RefSeq and is a predicted model, not a curated record. NCBI's taxonomy places the organism in Eukaryota, Viridiplantae, Streptophyta, Magnoliopsida, Solanales, Solanaceae. Gene Ontology annotation, cellular component: nucleus. The coding region runs from base 1 to 1284 and encodes 427 amino acids. Gene Ontology annotation, molecular function: sequence-specific DNA binding; DNA-binding transcription factor activity. Gene Ontology annotation, biological process: regulation of DNA-templated transcription. The transcript has 2 exons.
AUGAAUUUUUCAUCCCCAGCAGUAGUAAAGCCAGACGUUACGUUGUCCCUCACUUUAUCGUCUACCACCACCACCAUCAGCAGUACCACUACGACUGAAGAACGAGGAGUCAAACUAAUCCAACUCUUGCUUACUUGUGCUAACCAUGCUUCCUCUGGUAAUAUCCACCAUGCCGAUGCGUGUUUAUCCCAGAUUCUCCAACUUGCGUCUAUCAAUGGUGACUCCAUGCAACGUCUAGCCGCCUGGUUUGCCUCGUCCCUAGCCAUACGCCUUGUCAAGCGCUGGCCUGGCCUCUACAAGGCCUUAAAUCAUCAAGGACCGGUACCUAGUUCUAUUGUGGAUCUUGAUCGGCCUCCGAUCAUCUUUGCUAAAACCUUCCCGUAUAUGGGCUUUGCAUAUGCUGUUAUUAACAAGGUCUUGAUCCAAGGCAUGUCCGAGGAACGUAUGAUCCAUAUUGUCGAUUUGGGCUAUGGAGACCCAAAAUUGUGGGUGCCUUUCCUAAAAAAUGUUGCUAAUUCACCAAAUGGACCUCCCCAUUUGACAAUCACUUGUGUGAACAAUAACAAGUCCAUGUUAGAGGAAAUGUCUAUGAGCGUUAAAAAAGAAGCUGAAACUUUAGACAUACCCUUUCAAUUCAACCUUGUGAAUGUUAGUCUAAGAGAUUUGUCCAUAGAUAUGAUCAAGGUAAAACAAGGUGAGUCAUUAGCAAUUGUAUCAGUACUAAAUCUCCACGUCUUAUUGGCCGAGGACGAUCGUAUUAAUUCACAUUUUGGGCUAAACAAGAACAAGAAUAGUUUAAAGGAUUGCAAAAGAAUGAGUGAAUUUCUAGCAAUGUUACAUUCAUUUUCACCAAAAUUGUUGAUCCUAGUGGAACAAGAAGCUGACCAUAAUUUAAGCAAAUUAGUGGAUAGAUUUGUGGAAGGAUUACAUUAUUAUAGUGCGUUAUUUGAUUCCAUUGAUACCACAUUAGGAAGGUCUUAUUCAUUAUAUGAAGAGAGGGUAGCAGUGGAACAAAUGUUGGGGAAAGAAAUAGAAAAUAUAGUGGCAUGUGAAGGUUUGGAGAGAGAGGAAAGGCAUGAAAGAUUUGGUAAAUGGAUUGUGAGAUUGACAAGUGGAGGAUUUAGGCCGGUGCGAUUAUGGUAUGACAUCAUGGAAGAUGCCAAGAGAUUGGCGGAGACUUAUGGUGCAGAUGGUUACAAGAUUAUUACUCAGAGAGGAAGUUUGAUGAUAUGUUGGCAUGAAAGACCAAUAUAUUCUGUUUCAGCAUGGACUGCUAUAUUUUAGCUAAAUUUGUUUAUUUCAAUUUUGUGAAUUUUUUUGUUAUAAUUGGAGUAGAAAUGUUGAUGCAACUACUAAAAGCACAUCAAUAUAUAUUCUUUGAGGAAAC